Messenger RNA from Entrophospora candida, 603 nucleotides. NCBI's taxonomy places the organism in Eukaryota, Fungi, Glomeromycota, Glomeromycetes, Entrophosporales, Entrophosporaceae. The record is from the annotation of a GenBank genome assembly.
AUGUUGCAAUUUUUCAUUGAUGCUUUAAAUUUGUGGUAUAAACAAAUUAUUUCAAUAGAUGAUAUAGAAAUAGGACAUUCUUUUAUGGUUAAAUGUUUACAAUUAGCAAAAGAGCUAUAUGAUUGUAUAUUGGAUUAUGGUCCUUUUUACGGUUUUUGGUGUUAUGCAUAUGAACAUAUGAAUGAAGCUUGGGAAUUCUUUAAGCUAUCAUUGAAAUUUGAUUUUAGAAAAAUAAUUGGUACAGAACCAAUUCCUGGUGAACUUUUCCCACCUCUUACUAUGUGUCAUUUAGAAUCAGAAUUAAUAUCACGACUUAAUCAAGUUCAUGUAAAUUCUUUAAUUACAAAGGAAAAUUUCGAAAUGUUUCCAUCAGUAGGUUGUAAAUCAGAUCUUAAUGCUAAUAUUAUUGCACAAUUUUUAACCGAGAACAAAGAAGUUGUUUGUUAUCCAGGAGUAGUUAAUUAUUAUUUUAAGCAUUCUGUAAAGCUUCCUUGGUGGAUAACAGAACAUAUUCAUUGCUAUAUUAGUUGGUUUAAAUCACAUAAAGAGAGAGAUUGGUUCCAUAUAGAAUCAGAAUUACAGGAAAAAAAAUGCAUAAUGUAG